AUGCCCAUUCUGAGCUUCGAGAUCUCCAUCUACUCUACACGUCAAAGUCACCAAAAACUCCAUCGAUUGUACACCUUAAAGCCACAAGGAACUCUGCCAAUCCAACACAUUCAAGUCAGGAUGCCCACCACCACCUACAACUUCACUAUCGGCCCCUCCAGUGGCUCCAGCGGCGGCUUCACGGGCCGCUGUAACUACUGCUGGUGUUUUCUCCGGGGUGAGCGAAAGAAGAAGAGGAUAGAGAAGGAGGAGGAAAAGAAGGAUGAAGAGGAUACUGCUACUCAGCAACAGCAACAGCAACAGCAACAUCAGCAACAGAUAAAGCAGCAGCUGGCUGAUCUUAAGGCCAGGAUGGAUAAGAUCGAGGCACGUCUCCCAGCCCCUGCCCCCAAGGAAUAA
Messenger RNA from Fusarium venenatum, 399 nucleotides. The record is from RefSeq and is a predicted model, not a curated record. Lineage: Eukaryota; Fungi; Ascomycota; Sordariomycetes; Hypocreales; Nectriaceae.